This is a messenger RNA of Gaeumannomyces tritici R3-111a-1, 645 nucleotides long. RefSeq lists its product as hypothetical. Bases 1 to 543 code for a protein of 180 amino acids. The record is from RefSeq and is a predicted model, not a curated record. Lineage: Eukaryota; Fungi; Ascomycota; Sordariomycetes; Magnaporthales; Magnaporthaceae. The transcript is spliced from 3 exons.
AUGACAGACACAAUCCCCGGGAGGCGGACAGCCAUGCACUACCUCCCCGUCGCCAAGGCCGUCGUGGCCAUACUCCUGGCGGCCCAGGCCGCUGCCGCGCCGAUGCCGCAAUACGGCACCUCGGUGGAGGUCGGAGCUCGGGGAGCCGCCCUCGAGGCUCGCGAGCCCAAGACCUGGCAAGGCAAGCCGACGGACAUAUACGGCAUCGGCAUGAAGGGCGGCGACAGCAGCGGCUUUUCGACCCAGGCCGUCACACGCCGCACGGUGGAGGAGGCCGGAGACGCCGAGAUGGAGGCCCGUGAUAUCAAGGCCCCGUUCAAGAACAUGAACGGCGAGAGUCUCCUGACGCGGCAGCUGAAGCGCAACGUUGAUUCUAGGAGUUUGAGGACCACCUCCUUUCUUGUUUAUGUCUGCCCGCUGUUUCUGCUUCUUGCCUGUUACUUGGUCUUCGUAUUUGGUUUUGUUGUAUUUGUCUGUUUUAAUUGUGUGGCGUCGGGCGUCCGCUCUGCCAAAGCUGUUGUCCUAGCGGACGACAAGGCGUAGCGAUAUAGGGGACGGGUCGUAAUCACACCAAACACUUUUUAUUCCUUUCCUCGUCUUGUUUACUUGAAUGUGUGACCUGAAGAAAUGCCAUGCCAUUCCCGA